This is a messenger RNA of Chanos chanos (milkfish), 1599 nucleotides long. RefSeq names its product zinc finger protein 343. Gene Ontology annotation, biological process: regulation of transcription by RNA polymerase II. The record is from RefSeq and is a predicted model, not a curated record. Gene Ontology annotation, molecular function: RNA polymerase II cis-regulatory region sequence-specific DNA binding; DNA-binding transcription activator activity, RNA polymerase II-specific. NCBI's taxonomy places the organism in Eukaryota, Metazoa, Chordata, Actinopteri, Gonorynchiformes, Chanidae. Gene Ontology annotation, cellular component: nucleus. Bases 1 to 1599 code for a protein of 532 amino acids. The transcript has a single exon.
AUGGAUACAGUUCCUCACAACUGUAAUGUGGUAAGAGGUCAGGAACCUGUUGCUAGGACCAGACCGGUGGGAGACACCCUUUCCAAACUGGCCAAACUGAUGGCCCAGAUGGAAUAUAAGCAAGAAGGGCGUUACCUAAAGUCCCAGCAGACAUGUGCCGCUAUCUGUAAGGAAUGCACUCAGGAAUUUUCUGACCUGGCUAGUCUCGCUCGCCACCAACAGAGGGACCAUGCAUUACGCAAACCCCACCGAUGCCGUAUCUGUGGCCAGGAAUUCGCUUUACUCUCCACACUCCAGUUACACAAGUGCCUGAGUGGAUCCUCAGUCUGUCAGGGCUGCUGUGGGAAACUCCAGCGAGGAGCCACCUGUUCAGUCUGUCAGGGAGAACCACCAGAGCCCCAGAGACCUGAUGAACAGUCCUACCAUUACCAGCACCGAUGUCUCCCUGACAACAGCCCCUACGCUUGUGCUCCCUGUGGCCAAGCCUUCAGUCAUAAACAGGAGCUGCUCUACCACCAGCAGGCUGGGGAGUGCCAGCCUGCGCCACUCAGCCCCAAACCGCUCGUGCCCUCUGCGGCUCUCUUUCCACUUGUCUCAGUCGCUACACCAACACCUUCCUAUGCAUCCCUUCCACCUUCACCCUCGAGGUCAGGGGACUGCAGUAGCACCUGCUCGCUUUGCCCUAGAACAUUCCGGUCCCCAGCUGGUCUGGCCAGUCAUUGGCGUGUUGCCCAUUCCGGGCACUUAAGGAGAAGGAGGAAGAGGAGGAGGCAGCGUAAGACCUUGCACAGAGACAGUGGAGAAUCAGAGGCUGAACAGGAGGAGAAAAACAAACUGUUUCCAUGUCGGUCGUGUGAUAAGGUGUUCUCCCAAACAUCAGCACUGUACCUGCACAGACGGGAGGAGCACCGGCGGGAUCCGAUGAUCCGGAAGGAACAAAAAGCAUCGGUGAAGAGUGCUCGGCAGAGAAAGAAGGGGGAAACAUAUCCUUGCUUGCACUGCGGAAAAGUGUUCCUGCACCAUCUUACACGCUGGGCACAUUUUCGUAACCACAGUACUCAUUACCAGACUCACAUGCGUGGCGUUAGAAGACCUUCCAAAGUGCCUAAACCCGGUCAGGAGUCCAAGCCAGCUAAGAGGUUCAAGUUGGCCUGUCAACCGAAACACCCCAAGGUAUGCAAAUCUAUUGGGGAGUCUGAAGUCUGUAGCAAAACUGAAAAAAAGACUAGGAGACACUCGGGUGGGAAUGCAGGAAAGCUGAAAAUUAGAAGAGACCGUAGGAGGUCCAGGGGAGAGCCUGAGAUGCAGGAGGAAGACGGUGAGUUCCCCUGCCCGUCAUGUGCGGAGGUCUUCAGUUCUCAGUCCGCACUAAAGGAGCAUGCGGAAGUGCAUCAGCCUAUGGACCCUGUCGAGCUGUGCAGUGUGUGUACCAAAGGAAUGGCCCCUUUGGAGGUCCCAGAGCCUCCUCUGAAUCGUGUCUACCACUGCGUGCCCUGUAGGCAGGCCUUCUCUGCACUGGGCACUUUUCUGCAGCACUGCCAGAUGCACCUUCUCUGUAGCGACAGUGAAGAUGAUGACAAUGAGCCUGUUAAUGACUGA